Molecule: messenger RNA, 932 nt
Organism: Photinus pyralis (common eastern firefly)
Lineage: Eukaryota; Metazoa; Arthropoda; Insecta; Coleoptera; Lampyridae
Gene: MsrA
Product: peptide methionine sulfoxide reductase
Exons: 5
Coding region: 107-811 (234 amino acids)
Molecular function (GO): peptide-methionine (S)-S-oxide reductase activity
Source: RefSeq, a predicted model, not a curated record
GGCUCCUUCAGAAAAAUUUGGCAAGCUGACUACCCUGUAUGCAUUGGUGCAUGGGAGGUUGCAUAACCUUCAGUGUGGUUGUGUUAUUGUUAUUAUAUUUUAUGGAAUGGUCUUUAGCUUCCUUACCCGCAUAAAAAGCAUUAACGUAAAGAUGACGACAAUGAUCCCUCACGAAAUAACGCUACCAUUUGACAAAGCGACCUUUGGCAUGGGUUGCUUUUGGGCCAACGACGCUUUGUUCGGUGCCACCCAAGGCGUGCUACGGACUCGAGUCGGUUACUCCGGUGGCAAGAUGCUCAACCCGACCUAUCGCAAUAUAAUGGAUCACACGGAAGUAAUCGAGAUACAUUACGAUCCCACCGCAAUAACUUACCAGCAGCUCUUGGAACUAUUCUGGAACAACCACGAGUACGGAUUAACAACCAAAAUAAAGAGACAGUAUGCCUCUCUAAUUCUUUACCAUAACAACGGGCAAAGGUCGACCGCCGAGGACUCGCUGGAACAAGAAAGGCUGAAGCACAAAGAGGAAAUGUGCACGGAAAUUAAACCGGCUGCGAUCUUUUACCCGGCCGAGGAUUACCAUCAGAAAUAUCGCUUGCAACAGCAUCCUCAGCUUUGCAAGGCUUUAAUGUUAAAUUCGCAGCUGCUGCAGGACUCGCACGUGGCUGCGCGCCUAAACGGUUACGUCGCCGGCGUCGGUUCGGUGGUAAGGCUCAAUGAGGAUUUGAAAACGUUCGGUUUGCCCGAUAAUUUAGUGGAGUAUGUGAGGAAGGUUCAUCAAGUUAACAAGGAGUCUGGGUUAUACUGUUAGUUAUAGUUAAUGGGUUUUUUUUAUUGUUAAUUUUUUAUUAGUCGUGUAUAUGGGAAAUUUUAUAUGGCCUCUGAUUUAUGUUUAUUAAAUGCGUAAAAGAGAAAGCUAAGGUCAAUGGCAA